GUUAUAUCCUUCCUUUUCACUCAUCACUCUCCUCUCCCCCUCCUCUUUCACACUCUGUAAGGGACGAAAACACAUUUCGAUCUCGGAAUUCUUCACGCAAGCACAGGAUCAGAGAAGCAAGGGAAGUGCUGAAAGCUUUGAAGAUAGAUCAAAUUUCAAAGAUCGAUUUAUGGCGAGUGGCUUGUUGUUGGCAGUACUCCUGAUUACUCAACUAAUUACACUUAAGUGUGAGGUCCCAUUCACUUUUGUUGCAGAUGCAAUAGCAAAAAGGGCAGUUUGUAUUGACGGAAGCCAAGCUGGCUACCACCAUGAUCAUGGAUCCGGAAAUGGUGUUAAUAAUUGGAUGAUUUAUCUAAUGGGUGGGGGAUGGUGUAACAAUGGUUUAACAUGCCAGCGAAGAAGGAAAAGUGCUCUUGGGAGCACAAAAAAUAUUAAACCAACGAAUUUUGGUGGCAUUCUUAGUUCAAACCGUGGCAUCAAUCCAGAUUUUUAUAAUUGGAAUAGAGUGCAUGUUCACUACUGCGAUGGUUCGUCUUUUCUUGGAGAUACUUCCGUUACUAAUCUGGGCUCGCACCUCCAACUAAGGGGGUCAAUAAUUUUUAGUGCUAUAAUAGACGAGCUUGUGGAGAAAGGAAUGAAGACUGCCAAAAAUGCUCUACUUGUUGGUGGCUCGGCUGGAGGGCUAGCCACGAUUCUAAAUUGUGAUAAUUUUCGAGCUAGUUUACCUAAUGCCAGUAGGAUAAAAUGCGUGUCCGAUGCUGGCUUUUUCAUUCGAGCAACUAAGGUUCCCUAUGUUGGUCAAAGAGAAAGACGUUUUAAUUCUGUUAUUCGGUUUCAUAAUUUGACCAAUUUCUUACCCAAAUCAUGCACAUCAAGAAUGAAAUCCGGUUUAUGUCUAUUUCCUGAAAAUCUGGUUGAAGAUAUCCAAACCCCAUUGUUUUUAUUAAAUAGCAUCUAUGAUAGUGUUCAAAUUGGGCGUAAUCUGAAACCUGAGAAGUUGCGUGACGCUGAGGGAUGGAAAAGUUGCACACGAGAUUUAUCUAAGUGUACAUAUCCCCAUAGGAAACUCAUACAAGAUUUUGGAACUGCAUUCCUUGAAACAUUGAUGAAUAUUGGUGAUAAUCCAUCAAGAGGAGUAUUUAUCCACGCUUGUUACUCUCAUACUUAUUUGGAAUCCAAUGAACUUUGGAAGUCAAUUGGGUCACCCAAAUUAGGAAAUAAGACUAUAUCGGGUGCAGUUGGAGAUUGGUACUUUGAUCGAAGCACUGUCAAAUUAAUUGAUACUAAUAUUGAUUUUCCAAUAAAUUGUUUACCCCACAAGUCAUUUUAAUUUUCGUAAUGAUUAUAAGUAUCAACCGUUAUAUGGAAAAACAUUCAUUUAAAGUGACUCAAUAAUUAAUAUUAUAGCAUUCGCCAA
This is a messenger RNA of Salvia splendens (bonfire salvia), 1417 nucleotides long. Its product is annotated as pectin acetylesterase 8-like. NCBI's taxonomy places the organism in Eukaryota, Viridiplantae, Streptophyta, Magnoliopsida, Lamiales, Lamiaceae. Gene Ontology annotation, biological process: cell wall organization. Gene Ontology annotation, cellular component: plant-type cell wall. Bases 170 to 1330 code for a protein of 386 amino acids. The record is from RefSeq and is a predicted model, not a curated record. The transcript is spliced from 14 exons. Gene Ontology annotation, molecular function: pectin acetylesterase activity.